Fonsecaea nubica is the source of this 1233-nucleotide messenger RNA. RefSeq lists its product as hypothetical. Lineage: Eukaryota; Fungi; Ascomycota; Eurotiomycetes; Chaetothyriales; Herpotrichiellaceae. Gene Ontology annotation, biological process: amino acid catabolic process; D-galactonate catabolic process. Gene Ontology annotation, molecular function: galactonate dehydratase activity. Bases 1 to 1233 code for a protein of 410 amino acids. The record is from RefSeq and is a predicted model, not a curated record. The transcript has 3 exons.
AUGGCCACCAGCCAGCUAAGGUCCCUCGAGGGCACCUCCAACGGGCAACAACGCCCAUCCGUGCCCGACACGCGGCCGCCAGGGGCCAAAAUCAAGAGCAUCGAGUACUUCCGCGUCAAGCCGCGGUGGCUGUUUGUCAAGAUCUGCGACGACCGCGGACUCCACGGCUGGGGCGAGGCCACGCUCGAGGGCCACACGCGGGCCGUCGAGGGCGCGCUGGAUGAGAUCAUCGAGCGUAUCGUCGGGUACGAGGCCGAUGACAUUGAACAUAUCUGGCAGACGAUAUGGCGCCUGGGGUUUUAUCGUGGAGGGCCGGUCUUUAUGUCGGCGCUGUCGGGGAUUGAUAUUGCUCUGUGGGAUCUGAAAGGUCGGAGACUCAAUGUCCCCGUCUACCAACUCCUGGGCGGCAAGGUCCGCAACAAGGUCCAGGUCUACGCGUGGAUCGGCGGCGACACGUUCGCGGACAUUGAAGGGGCCGCAAAAGCGCGCAUCGCGCAGGGUCUGAAGUGCAUCAAGAUGAACGCCACGGGGCCCGUCAACUGGCUCGACUCGCCGUCUGUGUUGGACGCGACUAUCGAGCGGCUCAAGAUUGUCAAGGGACUCGGACUCGACGCCGGCCUCGACUUCCACGGCCGCCUGCACAAGCCCAUGGCCAAGCAGCUGGCCAAGGCGCUGGAGCCGUACCGGCCCCUAUUCAUCGAGGAGCCCCUGCUGGUCGAGCACCCGGAGGCGCUCAAGCAGCUGGCCGCGAGCACGACGGUGCCGAUCGCAUUCGGGGAGCGCCUCUACUCGCGCUGGGACGUCAAGCGGUUCCUCGAGGACGCCAGCGUCGACAUCCUCCAGCCGGACAUCGCCCACGCGGGCGGCAUCUCCGAGACACGCCGCAUCGCCGCCCUGGCCGAGACGUACGACGUCGCCGUCGCCCCGCACUGUCCGCUGGGCCCCCUCGCCCUCGCCGCCAGCAUGCAGGUCGCCCUGUGCUCCCCCAACUUUGUCAUCCAGGAAAUGUCCCUCGGCAUGCACUACAACGUCGAGGCCGGAGAGGAGGAUCUCAACACCUACCUCGUCGACCCGGCCGUCUUUGCCAUCCGCGACGGCUACGUCGACGCCCUCACGGGGCCCGGACUGGGCGUCGAGAUUGACGAGGCCGUCGUGCGCAGAAUCGCCCAGUCUACCGGUCAUUGGCAGUGUAAAGAGUUUUAUGGGCCCGAUGGGUCGAUCCGGGAGUGGUAG